AAUACGUAUUUAAGACGGGAAAAGGUCGAGAAACGGAAAAAAGGUAGAAAAAAACGUAUCGAAACGGAGCGGCGGCGGCGGACGACGUUUUCGAAAACGGCGCGGCGGAACGGAAUUUUGUGAUGGUAAUUGUCUAUAAUACGGGUGGCGCGGCGCCGGCGGAAAGACGAACCGCUUCACGCUUUAUUAUAUAAGGAGAUUCUGAGUACAAUUUACGUGUGCAUUUUAUGCACUCACUUUUGAUACCAUGGUCAUAGUCAACUUUGAGAUAAGGUCAAGUAUAUCCACUCUUUUUUUUUUAAUUUAUCGAAAAAAAAAUCAUAAAACACAGUACGUAGCUUUUCGUGUGUCAUACUGUGUUUUAUCAAUGUUAACUGAAAUAAUUUAUUUUGAAACCAAAAUAUAUCAAACAGUUUGUGGUCGUGUGGCAUGUGCAUUCUAUUUUAAAAUACAAUUUUGCUUAUAAGUAUUAUAACCAAUAAUAUACCUAUGCUAUAAUUUAAAUUAUACCUAUGUCGAACGGGUUGUAUUGUUAUAUUAACUUUUAUUAAUAUAAAGUAUUAUUAAUUGUUAUGGAAGACCACACUUAUUCAUUGUCAGCUGCACCGUUAACACAGAGUGAUGAAGAUGUUAUUAUUAUGGCAGACAGUCCAGAAAAGGCAUGUACAAUGCUGACUCAGCCAGAUGAAGCUGCCUCAGGUUUUACAUCAAAGAAUACUCUAAGUAUUUUUGAAAAUUUAUUUGAUGAAGAUAUUGUAUACUCCUCUGAUUGUGACGAUAUGGAUAAAGAUCCCAAUUAUAUUCCCCUUACUAAUUUGGAGACUCCUGUUGAUCCGUUAUGUACAGCUGAAGUUGAAACACAUCACAAUACUGGUCAUAGAAAUCAAGAAAUUACAUUAAGAAAACGUAGGAUGUCAACCAAUGAAAAGUAUACUCGACAAGUCAAGAUCAAAGAAGCUCAAAACAAAAAACAAAUUGACAAACACCCUAUUAUACUAAAAACUUGUGAUGGUAAGUGUAAGAAACAAUGUCCUCUGUUGAGUGAUGAGCAUCAAAAGGAAAUUUGGUUAAACUAUUGGAAGUUAAGCUAUUCAGACCGUCGGAAAUAUUUGUCAAAAUGUGUAACUUUGGUCCAUAUAAAGCGAAGAAGAGUUUCAACUAAUGAUAAUAAUAGUUUAAAAAAAAAUAAAAGUCGUGUUUAUUCAUUGACCCAUCCUGAGUUGAAAGUUGAAAUAUCAAUUUGCAAGAAAACAUUUUUACAAACCCUCGGGUACACAAAUGACUCAGUAAUAACUGAGUUGGUAGCAGCCAUGGAAAGGGAUUCAUGUGGGCAGUAUGUGACAGAGAAUAGAGGUAGAUCCAGAGCUGACAUUAUUGAUUGAAA
Aphis gossypii (cotton aphid) is the source of this 1384-nucleotide messenger RNA. RefSeq lists its product as uncharacterized. The transcript has 4 exons. Lineage: Eukaryota; Metazoa; Arthropoda; Insecta; Hemiptera; Aphididae. Bases 573 to 1382 code for a protein of 269 amino acids. The record is from RefSeq and is a predicted model, not a curated record.